Messenger RNA from Varroa destructor (honeybee mite), 10486 nucleotides. RefSeq lists its product as uncharacterized. The record is from RefSeq and is a predicted model, not a curated record. NCBI's taxonomy places the organism in Eukaryota, Metazoa, Arthropoda, Arachnida, Mesostigmata, Varroidae.
UAGUUUUUACUCACUGACGAAGCUGGACGUAUCCCGUGUACGAGUAGCACAGGUAAUACGGACCUUUACGUUUGUAGUUUUAUUCGAAGAAAAAUGUCUCACCGAGAUUUGGAGAUAACUGCAUAAAAGGAACUAGUCGUUAUAUAAUGAAUAUAUUCAGAUACAUCCUCUUGUUUUGAGUGGAAUUUUUUAUGUUCAGUACAAUACGAUAGUUAAUACGUGGACAACAACUCACAUGCAGGAUUUGAAGAUGAGUUAGUCAUUUCAUUCGAGGGCAGUAACAUCCUGGGUAGUGAAGGCUCACUCCAGUCUAGAUUGAAACGCUGCUUCAUAGAGCACGUAUUUUUUUAUUGUAGCAGAGAUAAUGUUCUUGUUCUACCUUUUGCACUCACAGGUUUGCUACAGUGUCACGUUGAAGUGUGACAAAAACUUGACCUCAAACGAACGUUAUCCACAUUCGACCCGCGAAGGGUCCCGUCGAUUCAUAUUCAUUUAUUCACGAUAUUCCACAGAAUGAUUUGAUCAUUUUUAAGUGUGCGACAUUUUCGUAUUUGCAAAAAACUGGUGGAUUGGGUUUUACAUAAACAAAAGUUCAAAAUGAGUAGAUAGAUAAUAGAUAAUGGAAAUUUCAGUCUUAAUAAAUUUUCUUGUCACAUUAAGAAUGCGGCAAAGAUGUUUGAACAGACAACUAAAAAACAUAUCAAGAAUGAAUCAAUUUCAUAUACGUUAUAUCAGAUUCUCGGAAUCAGCUGACGCUACAUCUAAUGCACGGUCUAAGCAAUUAUGGUUUAAAACUGAUUAGCAACUCACGAUGAAUGAAAAAAUUAAUACAUAUUUCAUUGAGGAUAAAAUAAGAAGGUGAUUGAUUUGAAUAAUUUAGGGCCGUUUGUUGUCAUUAUUAAAGUUAUGUGCUUCAUAUUCUUUUAAGUCAUUUUAAAUCUUUAGCAUAUUCUGCGACGUUAGUUAACUUCUAGCGAGUUUGUCGCGCGAAACGCCUAAACUAUUAAUAAUAUUCAGAAAUAAGCAUUUUUCUAUAUAUGGACUAGGUUAAUCUUCUCUGGUGAUAACAACAACUUCUUUAUUAUAGCUCAUAGCCCAUCGAAUACAUCAGAUUAAAUUGAGUUCAAUUUAAACGACUGUCCGAUGCACUCAGCAUGUACUGACUGCAUCUCAUAUACCUUCAAAAGGCUUUACCUACUAUGUUUGGAACAACAAAUCGCCAAUUUCUUCCCUGCCGAACUGGGGGGAGCCAGAAGUCUUCAUUGGCCUAGGGUGGGUCUUCGCGCCGUCACUGGUUUUCUAAUUACACACGUGGCGCCCUCAUGUGGUUACCUUUUAAAGAACCAGGGGCCGAGUAAGAUUAUGCGUGCGCAGCGUGUUUAGUCGUCGAUAGAAUACGAGGCUCCUAGCGAAGAGUAGCACUGGUGACUGUCUUUCCAUGGGAGCGCGAGACUCUUCGAUACGACAACGACGACGAUAGUCAGCCAAGCGCGCACGGGAAGUUGGCUUCGUGUGGACAUCGCGCCGCCGCCUCAGGCCUUCAAGAACCUGCCGCCAAAAUUUCGGAGGUGCACCUGGUCGGCACGGGACUGACCCCUAACAUCGCCUGUCGUCGCCCGCGAGGGUUGCUGCGUGCGCAAGUCAACUAGAAUGAUGGUGAGAAGAGGUAGAAGCUAAAAGAACGAUAGACCAGUUGUCAAAAGGACAACGCUUACUCUGAGCUUUUACGAGUUUCACUUACACAGACAUGGCUGGCUGGCUGGCUUAACUGGCUGCACAAGCGCCAUCGGCGGCCUUAGCAGUUAGUCCCGUUUGAGAAAUACUGACAGCUAAACAGUUCUUUAAUCCACAAUGUUCACGUUAUAUAGGAAGGGCCUGGUUUCGUGAUCGAAUUCAUUCCGAGUGUAAGCGAUCGGUGUCGAGCGCAAGAUAUAAAUCGAAGACAUAGGCUUUUUCAGCGCUGAGCCAAUGAAGAGGUUCGCUGGACAAUCAGUGAUACGCAUAGGCCAAUGAAGCAGCUGUGUGACGGUUGCAGUGGUAGAACUAGGCUUGAGUCCUACGUAUGAAUUAGAAGUUCAAAUUAGGAUUGCAUAAUCGGAGAGCGUGUACCUAUUAGUACUAACCGUUAUGUUAGUGCAUUGUUAGCUGAGAAGAUCUAAGUGUCCACUACAGUGAUGUCAUAAUAAUAUGCUUUAUUAUUGUCAGCAAGCAGAUUUGUGCGUAUUUCGUUUCUCUAUAAAAAAAAAAAAAAAAAAAACGUAUGGAACCUAAACAUUUUGACGGUUGGUGACAAAAAAAUAUCUGUACCAACAAAAGUCACAAAGAAUAGAUGUGCUCAAAAAGCCAUUUACAUACGGGGAGUGCUCAGUAUUAAAGGGUAUAACUCUUCCAUAAUCAUAAUAAUGCUUGCAGAGAAAUGUAUUAUAUGAAACAUUUUCGAACGAAGCGGUCUCUCGUUUAUUCGUUUUUUUAUGUGGAGUUCAGAACAGCCCCAUAUUAGACUAGUAAAGCCACACAAUUAGUGACGAUGAAAUGCAACUGUAGGUAUUAUUUAAUUUGAAAUGUUUUAUUUUCUUAUUAUUAUAGCACUGCAAGCGUUAACAGAAGCCGAGUAUGCGCGGCAGCGUUCUACCAUGCAAAAACAUUUAUUCUUUUUGGCGGCACAGCAAAAGGCAGUAGUAAUUAACUGAAAAAAUUGGUCGUUCGUUUUUUUUUUGUUGUAUAACCUAAGUUCACUAAUUUUGAUAUUUUGCUAUUGUAGGGGAAUGAUUCACCGACGAUCGAGGCACCAGCGAGGUGACUGGCGCCGCGUCAAAUAAAGCCGGUAGCGCGGUUACCUUGGGGAAUCCAACGGGACAGUGGAAAUACGCAAUGUAUCAUCAAUUAAUGCCAGAGAAUAGAAACAAGGCUACAUUUGCAUGGGCUGUUCGGGACAGCCGAUGUUUCCAAUCGAGACUGUCACCUCUCCAGCGAUGGCGGCACCAGCAGCAACUUGUGAAUACGUACCGUCAUUCGACAAAACAAAAACAGCACCUUCUGCAGCAGCAGCAGCUGCUGCUGCUAUUGCAGUUCCAGCUGCAAUCAAAUUACCAUCAACAGAAGUCCAUACUUUGCGGUUUUCGUUUAUCAGCAAUUACGAAGACGGCAUCGCGCCAGUUUUUUUCAUUUUCCUCCUCGUUAUGCGUAAGACUGUUAUUAUUAGCCUACUGUCCCUCAAUAACCCGUGUCAGUGCUCAGCGUUUAUUGGGUCUUUCAGCAGCUAAUGAUGAAACUGUUGACUCUAUAGCAAAAACAAGAGAAAGCCAACAGCUAUACGACAGCACCAGCUUCAGUUGGUUGGUGACCAAUUUACCAACUGCUCGAAAUUCGCGGCGCUGACGCCCUGACGCCCGCACCCGCCGUCUGCAUCAGCAGCUGCAGCAAUUGGCAACAUCGAUAGACAAUAACAGCAAGGAGAGCAGCAGCAGCAGCCGCAACGGAGCUGAUGAUGAACCGAAAUUAGGUAUUGGCGGCGGCGAAAAAGUAAACCGGAGAACUGGAAAAGGAAGCGGUCGUGGACAACUACUAAGUCCGGAUGCUAUGCGCCCAUUGUCAUUUCGGUUGUCAUGCGCUCAGGCUUUACAGCAACAGCUGCUUUUUCGUCGACAAAAAAGAGGAGAACUCUUGCACGCGUUGUUGAUGCAAAAAAAGUUGUUGGCGCGAAAAAAAAAAAUAUGGCAGAAUCAUUUCUCGUGCUUCUCCUCUUCGUAUAAUAUUUCCGGGCUGCUGCUGUUAUUGCCAUUGCAGCUGUUACCGCUGUUGUUGAUGAUGCUGCUGCUCGUGCUGGGGGCGGGGGGGGCUUCGGCAGUUGCUGAUGGCCGACCUCCUGCUGCUGCCGCUGCUGCAGCUGCUGCUGCUGUUGCAUCAAUUUAUUCUAUUCCGGGUGUACUUCCUACGCAGAGGACCUCCACCCGGGGCGAAGGUCUGCUCAGGACGUCGGAGACACGUGACGGACCGUCCCAGGAUCAAAGUCUUGAAGUACUAUUCAUCAAUCAAACGCACAUGCUCAUGGUCCCGUUUCUGGCGACUUCGACUUCGGUGUCGACGUCUUUGUCACCGUCGCCGGCCAUGGAGCCACCAUCCUCGCCCUUAUUAUCGUUCCGACCGUUAACAUCACAAUUCCAACUCCUUCACCAGAAAGCUACAGUCUCACCAUUUCACUAUACAGAAACGACCACAGCUACAUCGAAAACAAUAGGAAAAGUAAACAGGAGGCCGGUGACAGAUGUUACUACAGUUAUUGUGGUAGCUCCUGACAAGCAAGUAUUUGUCACAAGUCGUCGUUACGAUGAAAGCUACGAUGAAAUCAUUCACGGCCAAAUUGGGGGGCGACGAUGGCAGCGAAAACCGCGACAACGAGAUAACUCGCUAUAUUCAAUAUAUGCUCGCGUACAAAACAAAAAAAAAAUUAAAACGAAGCCACGUCCGUCGGAAGCGCGUCAAGAACUGUUGGCCGUUUUCUAUGGAGUCACCACGACGACAAAAACUACUGAGGACUUUGCCACUUCCACUCUUACAAGCUUUGCCAUGGCCGCUUCGCAUUUCGCAAACAACAACAACUACAAAAAGUAUAAAAUCAAUAUAAACGUUAUUGAAAACAAGAAUAAUAAAAACCAGCAUCCGCCCCGAACUUCACAGACGGGACUACGGCCGUCGCAGCCACCUGCCAAAAGGGGCCUGCUGACAACGACGACGUUGUCACUCCAGAGUGAUAACAGUAACCAAAAUAAUCGUUAUGGGACAAAUAAUAUUAAUGCUGAUGAGGAUAAUGACGACGAUCAUCAUGAUAAUAUUCAUAUUGAGAAUAAUAAUAAUAUGACUUAUAACGGUAAUAACGACGUAAAUUAUGACAAAGCCGCUAGCAGAGACCUUAGGGACGACAGAAGCAGAGCGAAAAGAAACAGCGGUGAGGAAAGGAAACUAAAAGUAUCGAACAUGACUAGGAUAACGCUGAAGCAUCUGACCAGAUUAACUAGUUUUGCACGACAAACGCUGAGUUCAAGUCAUCAACGUCUACAUAGCCUAUAUGCACUACGACAACAACAACAACACCGUUCAAGGCCGCGAACCUCCGCUUUGGCUUCGGGCGACCAGGACAAUUACGGCGAUGAUUAUGGUUUUAACGAAACGAGCCAAAAAGAUGAUGCAAUAGAGUCGUCGUUGGGCAAUUCGUCCGAUUCCGAAGCUAUCGAUAUGGGUAAUGCGACAGUCGACUUGAAGCAGGACAUGGACUUCGUGGCCCAAUUCAGAAGAUCUAGUCAAGCAUUCAAACAACACGGCCAGCUUCUUUCUGGGCUUCCGCGUUUUUUGAAACAGGUACAAGCAGCCAGAGCCCCUCUCAGGUCCACAAUCAGAAAACGAAGUGGCUGGUCUUCGAAUGUAAUGAACUUUCGCGUUAACAACCAGUGGGCACGACAACGAACAUUUCUACCAGAUGAGCAUAGGGAGGAGGAGGUCGAUUACCUGCGACUUCACGACGAGAAACCUGAUGGUGUCUGGCGACAUGUUGCCCCUCCUAAUAUACAGACGAGCAUGGCAGCAUUGGCACCAGUAAAAGUAGAAGCUUUGUCGCAACGAUCCAAAUCCGUAUUGGCAACUCGUAAUACCCUAACACGACACAACUGUUCUAUGCUACUCGACAAAGGCUAUUUACCCACCGGUGCUGAGAAUUUUGCCGCGCUUUCAGUGUUCCCGUUCACCGCCAUCUGCGCCCUAUCAGCUGCCAUCUUCCCACACAUGUACGAUGUCGCCAGCGCUCUCGUCAUGCUAUACCUUCCAUUCUCAUUGGUGAUGUACUAUGAGCUAGUAGCGACAUAUGCCGGUGGCUGUCAGGUGCUCUGGGAACUGCUGGCGGACCAACGCAUGCCCCUUAAAGGUCCGCCUUUGUGCUGUGUGUUGCCGCCGUGCUGCGGUCCCGGACCAAUCCUCACGCGAAAGCGUCAACGUCUGAUGCGAUAUUUUAUUUAUCAAUUGCUGGCGGUACCCGUACUCCUCGUUGGGGUUAUCUUCGUAUGUACACUUGCGGGCAUUCAUCCUGGUGACCGAUUGGAAGCAACAAAUGCGUCGCCGUACCUGAUGCUGAUACAGGCUCUAUCGUUCGUCUUGGGCACCUACGCGCUCGUCAUCUGUGUAAAACUGACAGCCCGAUAUCUGCCGCAGCACGCACUUCGUCGAAAGUUUACCGUCUUCCAUCUGCACUACACCGUCACUCGAUUGCAGGUGAUUUUCUUCAAGUUGACGGGUCUUACGGCAAGCCUGCCGUGUAUUCCUCCAUUGUCUUCCAUGGCCUCCGGUAUCUACAUGAGCUGUGCUAUGUUGAUCGGCCAAUGCUUUUUAAUGAGCACUGUCUCGCAGUACUUCUUUCUUCAUGCUCCACCGGUCACAUCUCUCGGGCCGUUGCCAGGACUACCGGCACAUGGCGCCCACGGCAGUAGCAAGCGUUCGGGGCGCCAUAUGGUAGCUGUCAGCGGAAGUGUGAAUCACUGGUUGUUAUUUCAAAGUCGGAAGAACUGUCAAUCAGACCCACGUCAGAGUUCGAUGCCAGUGGCUUCUGAAGCCGUUGAAAUAGGAGCUAAUGUAGCAUCAGCGCGGCUUGGUGCCGCCGACUACGCCGAUGAAACGUUCUCAUCGGAACCUUCAGAUGCUGGCGGAGCAGUAGCCCCAAAGUCCGUGAUACAGUCGACCCCGUCGCAACAACUAUCAACACUACUGACCAGCGCUAGCAAUAAUCCAUUGAACAAUACCAAUACUACUGAUAGUAAUAACCAUUAUCUUGAUGUACCGCGGCGCGUGAACGCACACAUACCCCUAGGUCGCGCGUUGAGCCAUCCAGUUGCGGGAAUGGCCGUAAGCAUGACACCCCUGAGUCUUUCAAUCGGUGGCCUUCGUCGUGUGCCCCUUAGCGCGCCUGAACCUGUUAAUGCCCCAUCAAUGCAGUGUGGAGCACCAGCCAACCGAGCAAACUUGACACUCGAUCUUAAAGAUACGCACACGAUGACUCUCGAUCGAAAACGGCUUCGCCGACCAUUGCUCUCACGCUGCAGCGGAGCUUCAUCGCUGGAAGAUGAGCUGGACCUCGAAAUGUCCUCGAUGGCUACGACAGUCCGCCGCCGUCACGAAAACGAAUUACUUUUUUUAACUCGUGGGGAACACAACCACAUCAAAGGCCGGCAGCCGCGAUCGCGGCGUAGCAGAAAUACUACCGACCUAUGCAAUCCGUUGAUGACGUGCUCGCUCGACGAAGCUUUACGCAUCCGUGAGCUUAGAGAACGGCGCGCUCGUCUAUGGCGAGUGUCGGUAGCGGGAGGUGAACGGUGGGGCUCAUUAACGUCACAGACGCCGCCGUGGCCAGUAACAUCACUGGAAGAGGUCCACCUUCCCGGCAUAAACGGUCUCGUUGGUGAAAACAACGCCUGGAUGGACGGUGCCUUUAGCACAGUCCCUCAGCACGGGCCAAGGCAAUUACCCGAUUGGAAAUUGGCUGAAUCGGAUGCUUCGCCCACCCAACGACUCGCAGCGAUCGAUCUCGUUGCACGUAGGGCUGACCUCAGGAUGUUGAGGGCCUCGACCCGGUGCCAUGCUGCAUCUGGCAGUGUACAGUAUUGCUGACAUCGGAUAUACAUAAGUGCAUGCAGGUGCGCAAGUGUAGGCGAUUGUCACAAUCGGAGCAAAAAUGAAUUAGAAAUAGAACGGGCUCAUCUUGUUAAAUAUAUCUACUGUUUGACCAUCAAUCAAUCAACAAUCAUCGUCGUGUUACAAUCAUUCAAAGCAAUCUAUUUAACACGAUGCACACGGCAAUUAGACGAAGCAGUUUUUUCAUGGCUGGAUAUCAAUAAACGAUUGAUCUCGACCUUGAUCGCCAUGGACAUAGGAAUAAUGGAAAGACGUUAGCCGAAGCCGAUCCGGAAUCCAUUGGUCAUUAAAAAGAACUAACUCAGCAGACGAAGGUACCUUUUUGCUAAACGUUUGUUGUGGCUGAGCGCCCUCCCAAACACUUAUCUGGUCAUGACUCAUGAUCUUUCUGCCUCAGCGGGGCAACUGUAGUUCUAAACCUAUAUAUACAUGUCAACAUGUCCAAAACGUAGAACUAUUCAUAGUUGAGUUUUGGAUGGGUCCAGACGGCGUCGACACGUAGGUCGGACCGAAAUAGUUAUUAGACUAGGUGAGAAGUGUGUCAAUAAAAGUAGCUAAUGAAUACCUUCUUGACAGUAGAGCACAUACUUUGUCAUGAUGUCGGUUCUUCUCUUCCGCUUCCGAACGGUAAAUAGAGGACAGCUUAGCUUUCCGCACGCUUAAUAGCAAAAUGAGUGUAUUAGACCGCUAAUUCGACUAUGUCCAUCUAUAUAUUCAACUAUAUCCGUUUUUGGAAGUACGUUUCGUUUCGGUAGAUGAGAGACUCAUCUAACUAGAACCGUCAUUAAAUAUGACCUUCGAAAAUGAUCUAGCAGCAACGAAAAAAGUGACGUUAGGGGCACAUUGAGUCAGAUAUCUGUGUGGACCUAAAUUGGCCAGUCAAGGGCCAUGCGAUAUUCGUCAUAUUAACGCUGUGGCUAGAGGGGUCAUGAGUACCUGGCUGCCGCAAUAUAUUGCUCCCGCUCCCGCGCUCCCAUUCUACCUCUCACCUCACCCCUUCUUUAAAAUGCCGCUGACUACGGGUAGGAUUUUAUGUGUCGGUUGUUGUUUGUUAAGAGAAAACUAAUACUAUGGACUAUAAUGAGAUAAUGACAAUAAUAAUAAUAAUAAUGAUAAUAGUUGAGAAAAUAUAUAAGAUGAUACACUAAGGAGCUUUAACUAAUCAAAAAGCCUUAGGCCUUGGAAUAGAAAUAAGUUAUUUACGAUUAUUAUUGUUAAUAUUGUAGAGCACUUGCACGACCUUCGCCGAUAAUUCGGCUAUUCCAUCCAGCACAGUAGCAACUGUCGAUUGAAGGACGCCUUCAUCCCACGUGUGCUGAGUUUGAGAUGUAUGCUCAUACCGAAGCCAUUUUCAGUGACAAAAUCAAAAUAAUAAUAGCAUGUUUGUUGACUAUUCUGCAGCCAUCAACUCAGUUUGUAUUUCAUUUGAAACUACACAAUCCAUUGGAAAACGGUUCCUCAGUUUUCGCUUGUAACUAGUUAACAGAUGGUUACACAGUACACGGCAUUUUCUAUGGCAAAGAAUUUUUUUGUGAAUAUGGUCCAAUGAGAGAUUUCAAUUGCAGACCUUAAAUCUUACUUCAUUCCGAAGUGUCACAGCUAUUAUAAGGAUCUUGGUCGUACCAACGAAUCAAAAUUUCAAAAUGUCGAUUUCCAAACCUCGUCCUUACCGGUCUUUCAAAGCAGUAGUUUAGUACAUAAGCAUUUUUUUUUCCAAAUCGUUAUUCAUCUUUGCAGCUCAGCAUCAGAUCACUUGAUUACUCACUCAUACGUAAUGUUAAUGAUGCUUUACAUUAGCUAGGAUAGUUACACUAUCAAAGGCGGACAUCAUCAUCAUCCACAAUCUAAAGGCGUAAACGCCGAAAAUAAUUAGCUUCAAUCUGAAAUUACGUGACAUCUAAACAAUUAAAAAAGAAAAAUUGUUUCAAUCGGCCUUUAAAGAAUACUAUGGUUCGCUAUUGUUAUGUAUACUUGUGAUGAUGACUUCACGCGCAGCGUACUCAAUCCGCGUUAUAUAUAUAUAUAUAUAUAUAUAUAUAUAUAUAUAUAGUGUACAUUACUUAAGUAGACGGUGUUUUUCUGGUAAUGACAUAACUUUAUCGAUAGGGCUCCGUUCUUGGACAAAGCGGGGCUUAUUAAUGAGAUCAUGCAAAAUAUGGAUAUUCGAAGCUCUUCUAUAGCACCACUAAGGAGCGCGGGAAAAUUUGACAUCUGUACAGCAAAUAAUUGGUUACCCAGAUAACUCGAUUGGAUUCACUUUCCUUAUCAUUUGCAUAUUAAUCGUGAUGUUUAAUACUUUGCUUGCGUAUGUGAGACGGUUUUUGGAUCUCGAAAAAUGAAACCUAUCAGAUUUGAACACAAUGGGCUGCUCAAGCGCAAAUCAGUGACUGGUUUCUAUGUAUAUAGUGUCAGCAAAAAGACCCAGACGGUGGUGUAGUGUAAGCCAAUGGGAUGAGUGAUCUGUGCAGCCAGCUAAAGUCAAUAAUCGAUUAAAGAAAACGUCAUGGCAUCCAAACGGAAUAACCUAUCCACCUGUAUUUGCUUGUUUCUCGUUGAACCACUUGAUCAAUCAUUUAUUCCUUGAACGGGUAAUUUUUUGCUCGGGCCCUCGUAGCCUGGCAACGCCCGGUCUGGCGAUAGUUUGAAGCUGGGUUUUAGCAAGGUCGAGGCCAAACCGCGUGAUAUGAUCACAAUAAGUAUAAUAACGAUAAAUAAUAAUAUUAAAAUUAAAAUAACGAAAAAGGCAAAACAAGAAGUGUAUACCGUUGUCACUGAUAAAGAUAAUAAUAAUAUUAACAAUACUAUCAACCUGAGA